This is a messenger RNA of Postia placenta MAD-698-R-SB12, 426 nucleotides long. RefSeq lists its product as hypothetical. The transcript is spliced from 2 exons. The record is from RefSeq and is a predicted model, not a curated record. Lineage: Eukaryota; Fungi; Basidiomycota; Agaricomycetes; Polyporales; Adustoporiaceae. Bases 1 to 426 code for a protein of 141 amino acids.
AUGGCGAACGUUGAUGGACCGGAGCAGAUCCACCGGCACCGCUGGCUUGGGAACCGCGGGGGUUGCAGCUCCGCGUCGAUGCGCGGCGCGGCCGUGGACCCAGCGAAUCUCCUGUGGUACCAAGAUGCCGGGCAGCUACUUGACGCGGGCCAGCGUCCGGAACUUUACGAUAAUACGGCGGCGGGCUGCUCACCUCAGGGAACGGCUCGAGCGCUGUUCACCUCAGGGAACGGCUCGGGCGCUGUCUUCGUCGACGGGCAGCAACCUACGUCUGGCUUUGUGACCUGCGCGACACGGCGGGCUGCCCUCAAGACGAUCCGCGAUGAGGGGCACACGGUCGCCGACGACGCCAUGCAGACAAUAGCCAAGGAGUAUGCGUCCGCAAAGGAGAAGUCCUUCCACCUCGCAUGGUCCACACGCAGGUGA